Messenger RNA from Rhineura floridana, 1733 nucleotides. It is a transcript of the gene HAO1, whose product is annotated as hydroxyacid oxidase 1. Gene Ontology annotation, molecular function: FMN binding; oxidoreductase activity. NCBI's taxonomy places the organism in Eukaryota, Metazoa, Chordata, Lepidosauria, Squamata, Rhineuridae. Bases 27 to 1139 code for a protein of 370 amino acids. The record is from RefSeq and is a predicted model, not a curated record. The transcript is spliced from 8 exons.
UGCAACACAACUGAAUAACCUGCAUCAUGUCCGAAAAACCAAUUUGCAUUGCUGACUUUGAACAACAUGCUAAGAAAUGUCUUCAAAAAUCUGUGUAUGACUACUAUAAGUCUGGGGCUGAUGAUCAGCAGACCUUAGCUGAAAAUGUAGCUGCAUUUUCAAGAUUAAGACUGUACCCCCGGAUGCUGAGGAAUGUGUCUGCUCUGGACCUCUCGACUUCUAUCUUGGGCCAGAGAGUCAGCAUGCCAAUAUGUGCUGCAGCAACUGCCAUGCAGCGCAUGGCUCAUACGGAUGGUGAAAUUGCUACUGCCAGAGCUUGCAGAUCAAUGGAGACGGGGAUGAUGCUGAGUUCAUGGUCUACAUCAUCUAUAGAAGACGUGGCUCAGGCAGCUGCAAAGACAAUUUGUUGGUUGCAGCUCUAUAUAUAUAAGGACCGUGAAGUCACCAGGUCCUUAGUGAUGCGUGCAGAGAAAGCUGGAUACAAAGGCAUCUUUGUGACUGUGGAUACUCCAUUUCUUGGGAAACGCUUAGAUGAUAUACGCAACAAAUUUCAGCUUCCUCCACAUCUCAGAAUGAAAAAUUUUGAAACAAAUGACCUGGCAUUUUCAUCAGAGAAGGGCUAUGGUGAAAACAGUGGCCUGUCUGUUUAUGUAGCAGAGGCAAUUGAUCCAUCAAUCAACUGGGAGGAUAUGAAGUGGCUCAGAGGACUGACUUCACUGCCAAUUGUCGCUAAAGGCAUCCUCAGAGCUGAUGAUGCUAGAGAAGCAGUGAAGCAUGGCAUAAAUGGGAUCCUGGUGUCGAAUCAUGGUGCGCGCCAGUUGGAUGGAGUUCCAGCCACUAUUGAGGUCCUGCCUGAGAUAAUCGAAGCUGUGGAAGGAAAGGUUGAGGUAUUCCUAGAUGGUGGAAUAAGAAAAGGCACAGAUGUCCUCAAGGCCCUUGCCCUUGGAGCCAGAGCUGUGUUUGUAGGAAGGCCUAUAAUCUGGGGAUUGGCCUAUAAGGGUGAAGAAGGUGUGAAGGAAGUUCUUCAGAUAUUGAAAGAAGAGUUCCAGUUAGCAAUGGCACUUUCGGGCUGUCAGAGUGUGGAAGCAAUAGACAGAACAUUGGUACGGAGAGAUCAAUGGGCUGCCUCCAAGAUCUAGCUGUGUUUGCUGCCUCAGCUGAAGCUAGUCUAAUUGGUUGCAAAUUAUUUGUCUUUCCUGUCGGGAAUGGAAAUUGCACAGUGAAUUUAAACUUUAGUUAUAAUUAUAAUAAAAGUGUACAUGCAGGGUUUUUUAAUUACUUGCAAAAAUGGCAUGUUAUACAUUUUGUCUUUCAAUUAAUUUUUGAACAGAAGCUUUAAAAAGUGUACAUGCUGCAGUGUUAUACUUUUCUAAUUAAGGAGUCAAAUUUAAGUUUAAAUUUUACUGGACUGUUGAAGAGGGCAUUUUAUUUGUCUUAUUCGUAACCUGUUUUGCAAUGCUAAUUUCACACACCUGGGAGUUAACCCUACUGAAUUCAGUUGGACUUACUUUUGAGUAAGCACGGUUAGGAUUGUGCUGAAAAUCAAUGGGACUUUUGAGUGAACAUAGAAAAGGAUUAUGUUGUAAAUCUUUCUCUCCCCUCCAAUCCUUUAUUUUUUUUAGCCAGGGCUUACUUAGGUAUCACUGCUUUUGUCAGGAGACUAAUACUUUUUUUAAAAAAAAUGUUCUGCAGUGGCUAACUGGUUUUGGCAAUAAACUAUUAUAUGGGGUGUA